Hevea brasiliensis (rubber tree) is the source of this 1681-nucleotide messenger RNA. RefSeq lists its product as uncharacterized. The record is from RefSeq and is a predicted model, not a curated record. Bases 289 to 1275 code for a protein of 328 amino acids. Lineage: Eukaryota; Viridiplantae; Streptophyta; Magnoliopsida; Malpighiales; Euphorbiaceae. The transcript is spliced from 6 exons.
CUGGUCCAAUUUAUUACCCAUCAGCUCAGCCGUUGAUAUCCUUUGCAGCUCUAUAGCAUCUCUCUCCUUCCUUCUACCCAUUAAUUCCUGCCAAAAAUCAAUCUUUGCAGUGUCCCAAAUCUCGUCCUUUUAAGUUCUAUCAAACCCAGCUGUUACUUUCCAGAGAAAAUUAUUUCUACUCUGUAAAGCAUAAAGUUUUUCUCUCUUUCACUGUCUUUUUUCUUAUGAUUUGAUCAUAACCGGGGAGUUGGUUUUCUAUCUUUUUGGUUCGUUUUAGAGCAAGUAACAAUGGCGGGUAUAGCUAUAGUAUUAGAUCUGUUGAGGAAAAAUCCUAACUUUUAUUCAUGCCAGUUCUCUGCCUCUGCGGCCGUCUCGGCUGCCGCCGCCUCCGUCGCAGCUGCAGGGACACCCUUUGCUUCUAGAUUCUUGUUCGGAUAUUCUGGGACACGAGUUGCUCAUUGUGAUGCUGGUGCAGUAUUGUCUGAUGAUUAUAUUUCUAAUAUACGAAAAGCAUCUGGAGAUAUUUUCCAGCAUGAUUCUCUGAAAUACACCACCAAGGAGUACUAUUUUGAGUUAAAACCUCUCUUGUCAGCUUUUGAAUGGAAGCAACUAGCUAUGACAUCCUUGAGGUCAUUUUUGUUGUUUUUUUUGCCUCUUCUGGAGCCUGCUUCAAAUACAGAAGAGGAUGAUGAUGACUUUCUGCAGGAUGCUCCAGACGAGCGCCAUGUAGAUUUGGUUGUUCCCUUUCAAAAAUCAGUGAAGCAAAUUGUUCGUGAGACUACUGUUGUUACCACAAGAAGGAUUCUGGAAAGGCUUGCUGUGCAUUAUGUUUCACAGAGGUUGGCUUGGAAACUUCUAAAAGAUGUUCCUAAAUCAGCUGUGCGCAAAGCUGAACGCGGAAUGCCUACUACUUUCUACCUGUUCAGAGUUAGCAGGACAACUUUUAGAGGACACUUUUUAGGAGUUGCUGCAUCAUGGAUUGUACAAGUUGGUAUUGAGAUUUACCGAUUCUUUAAUCGCCUAGCCAAGUCUGAAUCUGAAGAAGAAAACUGUAAGGUUGACAAAUCAGAACAAGUUAUAAUUCUCGGGAAGAAGGUUACUGGUGUUACUCUCAGGUGUAGUGCAUCAUUAGCUUUUGCUUCCAUUGGGGCAGGGAUUGGUGCAACUCUAAUUCGUCCUUCAACAGGCCAGUGGAUUGGCUGUGCUGUUGGGGAUUUGGCUGGGCCAAUUGUCGUUUCACUGUGCCUUGAAAAAGUUUUACAUACCGAACUCUAGAGCAGUGGCAAUACAUCAUUUGAUGUACUUGCACCUGCUUCUUACUUGAUUGGCUUAUAACAAUUGUUUUUUGAGCAUUUGAUGGUAUAAUUCUGCAUGAUUAAUAUCGAUAUUUUGGAAGCCGUCACUUGGAAAGAAAAGAACUAUGUAAGAAGCUAGAUAACCCCAGGUUUUGUGGCAGAACAUUUUUAACCCCAGGUUUUGUGGCAGAACAUUUUUCUAAGCUGUUGGUUAGAAUUCACCCACAAGGCCAUUGUUAGUUACUUUCUCCUCGUAAUAAAUUUCUACUAAUUUGUUUUCUUUGAUGUUGUGAAUUGUAAUGAGCCAAAGAAAGGGCUUGAAACUGCAUUUUUAUGUAGCUAUUUUCUGUUGAAGAAUGAAUCAUCUAGUGUAAUUACAGAGUUUU